Messenger RNA from Paramuricea clavata, 8033 nucleotides. The record is from the annotation of a GenBank genome assembly. NCBI's taxonomy places the organism in Eukaryota, Metazoa, Cnidaria, Anthozoa, Malacalcyonacea, Plexauridae.
UGGUGGUGAUGAUAAUGUAAUGGUAGUUGUGAUGGUGAUGAUGAUGGUGAUGAUAAUGACUCUGAUGAAGGUGAUGAUGGUAGUGGUGAUGAUAAUGUAAUGGUAGUUGUGAUGGUGAUGAUGAUGGUGAUGAUAAUGACUCUGAUGAAGGUGAUGAUGGUAGUGGUGGUGAUGAUAAUGUAAUGGUAGUUGUGAUGGUGAUGAUGAUGGUGAUGAUAAUGACUCUGAUGAAGGUGAUGAUGGUAGUGGUGAUGAUAAUGUAAUGGUAGUUGUGAUGGUGAUGAUGAUGGUGAUGAUAAUGACUCUGAUGAAGGUGAUGAUGGUAGUGGUGGUGAUGAUAAUGUAAUGGUAGUUGUGAUGGUGAUGAUGAUGGUGAUGAUAAUGACUCUGAUGAAGGUGAUGAUGGUAGUGGUGAUGAUAAUGUAAUGGUAAUGGUGAUGGUGAUGGUGGUGAUAAUGACUCUGGUGAAGGUGAUGAUGGUAGUGGUGACGAUGGUAGUGGGGAUGAUGUUGAUAAUGAUGGAUGAUGGUGACAGUGGAGGUGAUGAUGGUGGAGAUAGUGGUGCGAUGAUGGUGAUGUUGGUAGUGAUGGUGGUUUUGGCUAUAUCACAACACUUUGAAAAACAUGUAUUCUCUUUCUUAGAAAGGACAAUUUAUCCACAUCAUGCAGUAUAUAUUCACUGCAAUAUUUACCGUUGAAAUGUCCAUCAAGGUACCGAAUAUUUUCUUCCCUAAACCUUGUGUGAUCCCUUUAUGAUUCUUCAACACUUGACCACAUUUUUGACUGACAAGUUUCUGAAAACUGUAACCGAUAUCUUACAAAAUACCUUACUGACAGAUGACACUAUAGUCUUGAAUUGUAGUUGACUUAACAUCCAAAAACCCCAUUUAGUCCUCCUAAGUAUACUGUAUCGAAUGUGAUGGUAAAAUUUCUCGUACAGGUGAUAUCACUGGGGCUGAUCGUCGGACCCAACACAUAUCUCAGGUCAGGCUGGAAUAUUAUUGAUGGUGUUCUAGUCCUCUUCUCAUUGGUUGAUCUUGUCAUCUCCUUGACAACCAAUAGCCAAAGUGGAAUUCUAGGAGUGUUACGUGUGUUCCGGGCUUUCAGGACUCUUAGACCGUUACGGUAAGGAACCUUCAAUAUCAUUUUAUGAGGAUUUUCCCAUUCUGAUCACUGGAUCAUGACUGGAUGGCAUGGAGAACAGUGAGAUUUUCAAAACAAUGAAAAGAUAAUGGAACAUUCUGAUCACUGGAUCAUGACUGGAUGUUCACUAUUUAUAUUAAGUUGCAAAGGACUAUUCCACCUAACCUCUGACAUUGCCGAGAAAGAUAAUAUCGUUUAAAUUUCUUGUACUUAGUGUGAUAAAUCGAGCUCCUGAACUGAAGUUGGUCGUGGAAACAUUGCUGAGUUCUUUGAAACCAAUUGGAAACGUUGUUUUAAUCGCUGCUACCUUCUUUACUAUUUUCGGAAUUUUGGGUGUUCAGGUAUGAUUUGAAUUGUGGACAUGUUCAUUGUUUUGGUCAAUUUUGUGUACUGGUCUAACAAUUAGGUUUCAGAACACUGAGGUCAUGUACCAGCCAGCACUGAAACAGGACCCUCUUGUCACGAUAGACAAUACCCCUCUAAAUACUGUGUUAAAAUUUUUGUUUGUUGAGCAAAUACGUAUGUUUACCCUUACAGCUAUUCAAGGGCAAGUUUUAUUCUUGUCAUGAUGUGUCAUCGACUAUCGACAUCAAAAACAAAUCACAGUGUCUUUCAAACGCGGGCAAGUGGUUAAACAAUGAAUACAAUUUUGAUCAUUUAGCUCGUGUAAGUAAUUGUAUUUUGUUAUGAUUUCCCAAUACACAAUUUCUCAACUAAAUCGUGAUCUGUACUCAUGCGUUGUAAGAUACGAUCAUAUCUAGAGAGAACAGUUAGGAACUGUCCAGUAUAAAUGAAGUUAGUUUAGUUUUAAGUUUCCUCCUUUAGUAACACUGGAUCAAUAAAACAUGACCUUUACUGGACCUCUAGGAAAAACAGUUUAGAACUGAUAGAGCUAUCUAAUAUAAAUAAAGUUAGUUUAGUUUAGGUUUCCUCCUGUAGUAACACUGGAUCAAUAAGACAUGAUCAUUACUGGACCUCUAGGAAGAACAGUUUAGAACUGAUAGAGCUAUCCAACAUAAAUAAAGAUACUUUAGUUUAGGUUUUCUCCUGUAGUAACACUGGAUCAAUAGGAGAUGAUCCUUACUGGACCUCUAGGAAGAACAGUUUAGAACUGAUAGAACUAUCCAGCAUAAAUAAAGUUAGUUUAGUUUAGGUCUCUUCCUGUAGUAACACUGGAUCAAUAAGAGAUGAUCCUUACUGGACCUCUAGGAAGAACAGUUUAGAACUGAUAGAACUAUCCAGUAUAAAUAAAGUUAGUUUAGUUUAGGUUUCCUCCUGUUGUAACACUGGAUCAAUAAGAGAUGAUCCUUACUGGACCUCUAGGAAGAACAGUUUAGAACUGAUAGAACUAUCCAGUAUAAAUAAAACCAAUUAUUUGAUAACUUUAAUUUUUAGGCAUUGUUAACACUUUUUGUGUUCGCAACACGGGAUGGUUGGGUUUCUAUAAUGUACUCGGGCGUUGAUGCCGUGGGGCCCGAUCAACAACCUCAACGUGAUUACGCGAAGUGGAACGUUUUAUAUUUCGUCGCAUUUUUAUUGCUCGCUGGCUUUGUUGUUCUCAAUAUGUUGGUUGGGAUAGUCGUCGAGAAUUUUCAUAAAUGUCGAAAUGAAUUGUUGAAAGAACAAAAUGCCGAAAAAAGUGAAAAAAUUGAGGUGAAAAACACGUCAAGAAGUAAUUCAAGUAAGCUUACCAGUAAAUAUAUAUCAUGAUGAUUGUGAGGGAAUGGUGGCGAUGAUGGUGGUGGUGUCACUGGUGGUGGUGGUGAUGUGAUGUUGAUAGUGGGGGAAUGGUGGUGACGGUAGUGUUGUUGAUACUGGUGGUGGUGAUUUCAUGAUGAUGGUGGGGGAAUGGUGGCGAUGGUGGUGGUGAUGAUACUGGUGUGGUGAUGGUGAUAAUACUGGGUGAUGGUGAUGAUGAUGAAGAAGAUAAUGAUGGCGAUAAUGUGGAUGAUCCAAUCCCAGCCCAACAAACGUUUGAAUUUUUGUGUUUAGUUUCAGAUAUAGAUUAUGAAGGAUUUCCACCUUGGAGACAGAAAAUUUUCUUGCUGGUUACUCAUGAUUAUUUUGAUUUGGCCAUCGCUGUUGUUAUUGGUAUCAAUGUGUUGUGUAUGGCCAUGGAACAUUAUGAUCAACCCGAGGUAUUAAUAUAGUAGCAUAGUCCGUUGUGCUACCUUCCUACAGCAUCCCAUUGUAUAUUAUACAACAGGAAAUCAUUCCAAGUCAUAACAUUAUAUACAUGAGCGUGCUUAUGAGACAGCACAAUACGGGAUUCUCAUAAGCACGCUCAUAUAUGUACCAAAAUCCAGUGUGCUCGUGAGCACGACCAUUAGCCGAUUUUUAUAUAUAUAUGAGCGUGCUUAUGAGACACCACAAUACGAGAUUCUCAUAAGCACGCCAUAUAUGUACCAAAAUCCAGUAUGAGCACGACCAGUAUGAGCACGACCAGUAUCAGCGGAUUUUUGUACAUAUAUGAGCGUGCUUAUGAGACAGCACAAUACGAGAUUUUUAUAAGCACGCCUAUAUAUGUACCAAAAUCCAGUCUGCUCAUGAGCACGACCAGUAUCAGCGGAUUUUGGUAUAUAUAUGAGCGUGCUUAUGAGACAGCACAAUACGAGAUUUUUAUAAGCACGCCUAUAUAUGUACCAAAAUUCAGUAUGCUCAUGAGCACGACCAGUAUCAGCGGAUUUUGGUAUAUAUAUGAGCGUGCUUAUGAGACAGCACAAUACGAGAUUCUCAUAAGCACAUCCAUGUAUGUACUAAAAUCCAGCAUACUAUACCAUACCAAACCAUACCAUACCAUAACCAUACCAUACCAUAAUAACCAUACCAAACCAUACCAUACCAUACCAUACCAUACCAUACCAUACAAAAACGUAAAACAUAACUACACAAACAAUAAUUCUUACGGAUCCUUUGUAUUUUAUUCUAUUUUCUAGAACCUAACCCUGUUCCUCAAGUACGCUAAUUAUGUUUUCACCAUCAUGUUUAUCAUCGAAGCUAUUUUGAAAAUACUUGCUCUUGGUUUUAAAAACUAUUUCAGAAACAGGUACCGCAUUUUUGGCUGCUUGCAGUUAGGUAAAAUUAUGGAUGUAGUUUUCGCUAUAAAUUCCCUCGCAUAGAAAUCCUUUACACAGUAACUGGGUUGGUCUGGUUUAAUGAAGUGUUUUAGAUUAAGAGUAUUGUGGUGACGAUUUUUUUAGGUGGAACUCUUUGGACAUGAUGAUAGUGGUUCUCUCUAUUGGUGGAAUAAUCUUAGACGAACUCGCCACGUCUAACUUUCCCAUGAAUCCAACCAUUAUCCGUGUGAUGAGAGUGUUGAGAAUUACAAGAGGUAAAAUAUGUUUCAAAAUUUGUCAUUAUGAACACUUUGCAUAGCAAUGGUGCCAUCCAGUGAUCGAUAGUUCAAUUUCUAGCUUCAAUUUAAUGUAGGGGAUGUCUCGUUCUGCAUGGACCUCCAGAGAGAACUGAUAGAGCUGUUCAGUAUAAAUAAAGUUAGUAUAGUUUAGAUUUCCUCCUGUUGUAACACUGGAUCAAUAAGAGAUGAUCCUUACUGGACCUCUAGGAAGAACAGUUUAGAACUGAUAGAGCUAUCCAGUAUAAAUAAAGUUAGUUUAGGUUUCCUCCUGUAGUAACACUGGAUCAAUAAGAGAGGAUCCUUACUGGACCUCUAGGGAGAACAGUUUAGAACUGAUAGAGUUAUCCAAUAUUAAAUAAAGUUAGUUUGCCUUGGUUGACAGCAACAUCACUUGCACAUUUUUGACGUGUGAUUUUCAUUCAAAUAAUUUCUUAUCUAGUUCUCAAGCUCCUCAAAACAGCGGAAGGAAUUCGUUCGUUGUUGGACACGGUUGGGAAAGCUCUGCCUCAAGUAAGGAUUUCACAAUAUUCAAAUACUGAAAUCCAAAUAGUGUAUGAAUCUCUGCAUUGUUAUUUCAUAAAGUAGUCUUGUAAAGAAAGUGCAAUAAAUGAAACACUUCGUUUCAGGUUGCGAACCUUGGGAUGUUGUUCUUACUUCUUUUCUUCAUAUUCGGAGCGUUGGGAAUGGAAUUGUUUGGAAAUAUAUGUGAGUAUCAUCAGAAUUUAGAUUUUGUUAUGUCUGAUACACGAGUCACGUUUCACAUUCUGUCGACAUAGUAAUCUAAGGUACUGAUUGUUUUUUUAUGCAACACUUCCCCUAGAAUUGGGUUGAUUCGAAAGAUGUGCAAGUAUACAAGUUGAGGCUUAACGUUGCGCCAGAUUUUAAAAUUCAACGUUAAGUUAGAAUCAGUGUUAACAGGUGUUCGAAGAAUAAAAUUGAAAUAUACAUAAAUAUUUUUAUUUUUCCGUUCAAUUUCAGCUUGCGAAAAAGUUGAAUGCGAAGGUUUGGACACUCAUGCACAUUUCAGAAACUUUGGUUAUUCUGUCUUGACUUUAUUCCGAGUAUCAACUGGUGACAACUGGAAUGGAAUAUUGAAGGUAGAUAAAAAUCAACGCUCUUUUUAUACUGGAUAGCUCUAUCAGUUCUAAACUGUUCUUCCUAGAGGCCCAGUAAGGAUCAUCUCUUAUUGAUCCAGUGUUACUACAGGAGGAAACCUAAACUAAACUAACUCUAUUUAUACUGGAUAGCUCUAUCAGUUCUAAACUGUUCUUCCUAGAGGCCCAGUAAGGAUCAUCUCUUAUUGAUCCAGUGUUACUACAGGAGGAAACCUAAACUAAACUAACUUUAUUGAUACCAGAUAGCUCUAUCAGUUCUAAACUGUUGUUCCUAGAGGUCCCAUCAAACCAUCAUUUCUUUAUUUUCUAGGACACGAUAGACUCCAAACGGUGUGAAACAGGCGAGAUCGAAGGCUGUGAAAUCAUUCAAAAUAUCGCUCCAAUAUACUUCGCCGCGUUCGUCUUAAUUACACAAUUUGUUCUGCUCAACGUAGUCGUCGCUGUCAUGAUGAAACAUCUUGAAGAAUCGAAAUUCGAAGAAGCCAAUACUAUAAAGAACCACAGUCCUGGAACACCGAGGUUAUUUCUAGGAAAACGAACCCCAGACACUCCUAGAAGAUCUAGGAAUUCUCCUCGGUUGUCCAAAGGAUCUUUGCGGUCGCGGAAAAACGAGAGUGGAAUAUUGAAAAAGAAAGGGUCUCUAAGUGUUGAUGGCGCCCAACGACGGACGAAAAGUCUAGACGAAAUACGGAAUAAUAAUUUGCACUUGAGUUAUAAUUCUGGCUCUGAUUCGGAUUGUUGCUUCGAAGAUUUAAACCGUGAAAAAGUUAGCAAAGUUUCCAGUGAUUUGAGGCAAAGGAAACCAUCCGUGGAUAAUGAAAAUUAUUAUGUGGAAAUGCCUGUAAUAAAAAAAGACCAAAUUUCUGAAAAAUCUAAGAGUCCUAAUCAAGUUUUGGAAAUUGUUGAAGUGGGCGACAGUGAGUGCUCGGCACCGUUAGUGAAGACCUCGGAACCAUUCGUGAAGUCUUCGGAACUAUUCGUGGAAUCCUCAGAACCAAUUGUGAAGGUCUCGGGAUCGCUCGUGGAGGACUCGGGAGCGCUCGUAAAGCAGGAGAAAAAUGAGAAGACAGACAAAGUGCCGAAAGACGAUAUAGGAAUGAAAGAGAAAGAUAAUAAAGCAGACAGAUUACAGAAUGAAACGAAAGAAAUGAAUGAAACUGACAGAACGAGGAGGAAGGGAAAUAAACGAAUGAAGAAGAAGGAUAGGUUAAAAUAUGAAGAGAAAGAAAGGUUUGAUACCAAACCAUCAGAGCAAAGCAUUGAGGGACAGUCGAAUCAAGUUGAACGGGAAGUCAAGGAUGAAAUUAGCAAAGAUAGCAAGAUAAAACAAGCUGAUGUCUCGAAAGAAAGGAGAGGAGAUCAAGAAGAGAACAACAAAGAAACAUCACAAGAAGAUGUAGGGAAAAGAGAGUUUGGUGAUGAUGUAAUUGAUGGGAAAGAUGGUCAGAAUAUACCAUUGAGAAAACUUGGGGGAAAUCUUCAAGAAGCAAGGCAUUUGAAUGUGAAGGACAAUUUGAAUGAAACAACGAAUAUAGAACAGAAUUUAAAGCAAACACAUGAUCAGAAAAGACUAGCGUUUGAAGAACUUGCAAAGAACAGACAAAACAUCGAGCAGGACUCGGAAACUGAAAUCAAAUCUCACGAGGGCAGGGGAAGUCAGGAGCACAAAGAGACAUUUGGGUUAAUGGAUAAUAAAAGUGGAAAACAGGAAUCACAUAAGGAGCUUUUAAAGUUAAAUGAAGGAUUGAACCUGACGAAUAAUAAUCAGAACGAAUCCCAAGCGAACUUGAUGGAGAAUAACAAUCAAAGACAGAGUUCACAAGAAGGGGUUUCUAAGAUUUCAGACUCGCAACAAGAGGGAAAUACAAGGACGCGAUUUCACGGCAUAAGGCUGGAACCUUUGCCAGAUAAUGUUACUAAAUUAACACCGGCUAGCAAUGAAUGAUGGGAAAUAAAUGAUCGCACAGGAAACAAAGAAAUGAGAAUAUACCAAUUGACAGUUUCAGUUGCGCUGGGAUUAAAUGUUUACAUAAUUUAUAUGUCGAAACUGUGAAUUGCAAACAAGCAAAUUCUCAAUGAACCAUAACCUUUUCAGACACAUUGUGUUGAGAUUCUAUGCCGGGUAUUUUAAAACGGUCGUAAUUGCACGUAGUUUUUUUUUUAGGAAAAUAAAAUAUAGAUUUUAGAGAAAAUUUUGGGUACUUGAGCUUCAUAAAAUAUUUUUUAUAAACUGUUUCUGGAAGAUAAUUUGUGUCUUUAAAAAAGUGAAGUGACUGAUUUUAAAGUGGCUUUCAGUAAGCACUCUCGUGCAGCAGAACAGAUGGUGGUCAACCUGCAGUUAUCACAGUGAGAAAAUAAUUUGAGUUGUUUUCAUUUUAAGGAGUAGUUUUUGGAAGUAAUGAAAUUUAAUUGAGAACGCU